UCAUUGUACUUAGCAAUAUGUUCAAGUUCGUGAUCUUGUUGUCGGUUGUUGCCUGCGCCUUUGGUGCUGCUAUUCCUGAGGGACUCCUCCCCCAGUUGGAUGGACGCAUCGUUGGAGGUACCGCCACCACCAUCGCCAGCUUCCCCUGGCAAAUCUCCCUCCAGCGUAGUGGCAGCCACUCCUGCGGUGGUUCCAUCUACUCUGCCAACAUCAUCGUGACUGCUGCUCACUGCCUGCAAUCCGUCUCCGCCUCCACCCUUCAGGUUCGCGCCGGCUCUACCUACUGGAGCUCCGGUGGUGUCACCAGCGCUGUUGCUGCCUUCAGGAACCACGAGGGUUACAACUCCAACACCAUGGUCAACGAUAUUGCUGUCAUCCGUCUGAGCUCUUCCCUGUCCUUCAGCUCCAACAUUAAGGCUAUCGGUCUGGCUUCCUCCAACCCAAGCAACGGUGCUUCUGCCUCCGUCUCUGGCUGGGGUACUCAGUCUUACGGAUCCAGCUCCAUCCCCUCCCAGCUUCAGUAUGUUAACACCAACAUCGUCAGCCAGUCCGUGUGCGCUUCGUCUGCCUACAGCUAUGGUAGCUCAAUCCGCUCAACCAUGAUCUGCGCUGCUGCCAGCGGCAAGGAUGCCUGCCAGGGUGAUUCCGGUGGCCCAUUGGUCUCCGGUGGUGUUCUCGUCGGUGUUGUCUCCUGGGGUAUUGGCUGCGCCUACUCCAACUAUCCCGGUGUCUACGCCUCUGUUGCUGACCUUCGCUCCUGGGUGGUUAGCAACGCCGCUUCCGUUUAAGAACAUUUGCAAAUAAAAAGAUACAAUGCACUAACUAACGAUUUGCAAUAGUUUUAUUAACUUCAUUAAAUUGUAUCAGACUGCUCAGAGGCAGCCGAGUUCCACAAGCGAUUCUUGGUCUUGGCAUUAGCUUUGUCUUGCCUUGUCACUGGUCGCAGGUGAGCUGCAUCCACAAUAUCCCUGUAAGCAGAAAAGCUGGACCUUACUAAACAUCACUAGGUUAGGGGUCUAAAAUAUAUUCACUUGAACUCCUCAUAGUUUUGGGUAUUAUUAACUGCCCGCAGUUUGGCAUCAUUACGGAGAUAAUAAAUUUCGUCAUCUCGCAAACGCUGCAAGCAAUCAUCACGCAAGCGAAGAAGCUCCUCGCAAGUUAUUAUACCUGGUUCCGACAUUAUAGUAGAAUAGUUAAGAGAAUUAAAUAUU
Messenger RNA from Drosophila sulfurigaster albostrigata, 1211 nucleotides. Its product is annotated as trypsin beta-like. Gene Ontology annotation, molecular function: serine-type endopeptidase activity. NCBI's taxonomy places the organism in Eukaryota, Metazoa, Arthropoda, Insecta, Diptera, Drosophilidae. The coding region runs from base 18 to 788 and encodes 256 amino acids. The record is from RefSeq and is a predicted model, not a curated record. Gene Ontology annotation, biological process: proteolysis. The transcript has a single exon.